AUGCGCCGUGAAAGUCUUCACGAUGUUGCUGCCCAACCCGGAGUCAUGGAGAAAUCACGAAACUCCAUGACAAAGGAAGAUGGCGUUGAUCUCCAUGCUUCACGAAGCAUGGAUGAGACACAAGCUAUCGAACUUCAAGAGGGAAAACACGGACAGUUCCACCGAUCCUUUACACCUCGCCAAGUCCAUAUCAUCGCUCUAGGCUCCAACAUCGGCUCAGGUGUCUUCAUCGCCACUGGCAAAGCUCUAGCUACUGGUGGUCCAGGAAAUAUGGUGAUCGCCUAUUUCAUGUCAUUGUCCGAGAUGACGAUUGCUUUCCCUGUCUCUGGCAAUUAUAUCGAUUAUGCGGAUCGCUGGGUUGACCCUGCAUUGGCUUUCGGUGCUGGUUUUGCUGAAUGGCUUGGCUGGACGGCAAUUGUCUCUGCAGAGACAGGUUUCUUUCAUAUUCUGGUCGGGUAUUGGUCAAAUGGAUCAUUCCCUCUGGCCGCAUCACUCAGUAUCUUCAUGUUCGCCUGCCUUGUUAUCUUCCUCCUCCCGAAUACCGUCUUCGCCUGGUUCGAAUACGUAACAUCUCUUAUUAAGAUCUUUCUCUUCUUGAUUAUCAUUACUUUAUCUUUGGCCUUGGUCCUCGGAGCCGGCCCGAAUGGCUAUGUUCAUCAUGGCGAGACAUGGACUGAACUGCCGGCGUUCCUAAAUGGCUUCUCAGGAUUUGCAAACUGCGCUCUUCUUGCUACCUGGGCCGUCGGUGACCAGGUCUUCAUUGGCAUCAUGGGCGGCGAAGCAGAGAGCCCACGCUUCUCUCUCGCACAUGCAACCAAGCUUGUGCCCUUCCGAGUCAACUUCAUCUACAUGCUCAGCGUCGUCUUCAUCACUAUCCUCGUUCCCUCCAACGACGAGCGACUCCUCGGUGGAGGCGGUGUUGCCGCAUCGCCUUUUGUCGUCGCCGUCCAAGACUCAGGCAUUCCCGCUAUCGCUUCCAUUCUUAACGCUGGAAUGAUCUGCGGUGUCCUCGCUAUCGCUGCCGAAUCAGUGUAUCUCUCUUCAAGAAUAUUGAGAACCAUGUCUCAUCAAGGCCUCAUCUCGACACGGCUCGCCAAGGUCGAUGACAAGGGACGACCCAGACUUGCUCUGAUCAUUACUUCCGUGGUUGCUGUUGUCCUUGGAUAUAUCCAGCUGUCUGCUGGCGGCUUGACUGUCUUAAACUGGUUGAUUUCCAUUACAAGCGCUUCCUUCUUCAGCAACUGGAUCAUCAUCUCUUUUACCAACUACCGAUUCCAUGCUGCCCUCAAAGCCCAGAACGACCAGCUCUUUUCUGAAACCUAUGCUUGGAGGUCAAAUGCUUGGCCUCUAGCACCGACCUGGUUGAUGUUGAUCUCCAUUAUGCUGCUUAUCUGCUGUAUCUACUCUGGCGUAGACCCUGUCGGCGAUGCCGGAUUUACUGCCGAAAACUUCUUCCAGUACAUGAUUGGAGUCGUAGUCAUCUUCAGCUUCACUUUGGGAUACAAGGUCAUCUUCCGAACCCCCUGGAGGAAUGCAGCAACUGCCGACUGUCUCACUGGCCGACGACACUUGAGUGUUGAGGAAAUCAAGCAACUUGAUGAGUACUAUGCUCAGCCCAAGUGGAGACGCUUCCUUACAUAUGUACAACUGUGGUAA
Messenger RNA from Fusarium coffeatum, 1656 nucleotides. RefSeq lists its product as uncharacterized. Gene Ontology annotation, cellular component: membrane. Gene Ontology annotation, biological process: amino acid transmembrane transport. Gene Ontology annotation, molecular function: amino acid transmembrane transporter activity. The transcript has 8 exons. Lineage: Eukaryota; Fungi; Ascomycota; Sordariomycetes; Hypocreales; Nectriaceae. Bases 1 to 1656 code for a protein of 551 amino acids. The record is from RefSeq and is a predicted model, not a curated record.